Molecule: messenger RNA, 467 nt
Organism: Helianthus annuus (common sunflower)
Lineage: Eukaryota; Viridiplantae; Streptophyta; Magnoliopsida; Asterales; Asteraceae
Product: mitochondrial import receptor subunit TOM7-1
Exons: 1
Coding region: 54-275 (73 amino acids)
Biological process (GO): protein import into mitochondrial matrix
Cellular component (GO): mitochondrial outer membrane translocase complex
Source: RefSeq, a predicted model, not a curated record
AUUAGGGCUCCAAAACAUUCGAGAACCACGACGUAGGAACUCUGCCGAUCAGGAUGUCGUCGAAGGUUGUUCUGAAGACUAACAAAGGGAAAUCAACAAAGGGAUCAAAGCCAUCAAACAACAAUUCAACGUCAAAGGUGUUGAAGGAGUGGACCACAUGGACGAUGAAGAAGGCUAAAGUCGUCACUCACUAUGGGUUCAUACCGUUGAUCAUCUUCAUCGGCAUGAAUUCUGAGCCUAAGCCUACUAUUUCGCAGCUUCUUAGCCCCGUUUGAUCGGUUCUUGUGGUUCAGUAUUCGUCGACUUCAAUAGUAAAACGAAUCGGUUCAAUGUUUAUCGGAAGCGGUCAUGAGUUAGGGUUUGUGUUUUUUUGAAUCUGUGGAUUUUGGUUGUUUGUGCUUUUAAUUAUGAAUAAAUACGUUUAUUUUUAGUUGUCAAUUGAAGAGAUUAUUCUGUUAUUUGGCUUA